GAUGGGCGUGUCUAAAAGUCGGCGUUCACUAACUGAAACUGACCCAGAGUAAACAACCAAGUUAGCUUGUGACAGCUAUCCCCAUAUCUUAGAAAUGUCAUCGAUAACACCGAGAGAACCGACGCUAUGUCCAGCUGCAAUACCAGCAGCAGAGCCUGUGGUGCCCGCUUGCAUGUUUGCACCGGACCGCGGCUGUGUUGACGACCCAUCCGACGGGGAUGCCUUUGAAGACGGCCAGGGCACGAACGGCGAGUCCGAGGAUCAUCUAAACCUAAGCAGUAAGCUGGUUCUGGUCAGUCCAAAUGAGAAACAGUACGAUGCCUUACUCAGAAAUCUAAGGCGUCAGAUCGAAGAGGGAUGUGGAGAGACGAUAUAUGUGGUUGGAAUGGGCUCAGACGGCGGUGACUACGGGUUGGACACGAGGGACAUGGAGGCGUCGGUGGCCACGGUGCAGUUGCUGUGUGAACAGAUUGAGGCCGACCUGAUUCUGCUGCGGGAAAGGACGGACUCUGGUGGUCAGGUCCGGGACUACCUCAUCAGACGCCGUGUUGGUGAGGAGGAUUUCCUGGAAGUAAGGGUGGCAGUAGUAGGGAACGUGGAUGCGGGGAAGAGCACCCUGUUGGGGGUUCUGACCCACGGGGAGCUGGACAACGGCAGAGGCUUCGCACGCCAAAAGCUCUUCAGACACAAACAUGAGAUGGAGAGCGGCAGGACCAGCAGCGUAGGCAACGACAUCUUGGGCUUCGACCAGGGAGGAGAGGUGGUGAACAAACCCGACGGCCACGGAGGCAGCCUGGAUUGGUCCAAGAUCUGCGAGAAGUCCUCGAAGGUCAUCACCUUCAUUGACCUGGCCGGUCACGAGAAGUAUCUUAAAACCACAGUCUUCGGCAUGACCGGACACCUGCCGGACUUCUGCAUGCUCAUGGUUGGCAGCAAUGCGGGCAUUGUUGGUAUGACCAAAGAGCACCUGGGUCUGGCACUGGCCCUGAACGUUCCGGUGUUCGUCGUGGUCACAAAGAUCGACAUGUGUCCGGCCAACAUCCUGCAAGAAACACUCCAGUUAUUACAGAGGUUAUUAAAGUCGCCAGGCUGCCGGAAGAUUCCAGUGCUGGUGCAGAACACGGAUGAUGUCAUCGUCACCGCCUCCAACUUCAGCUCAGAGCGGAUGUGUCCGAUUUUCCAGAUCUCCAACGUGACGGGGGAGAACAUGGAUUUACUGAAGAUGUUCCUGAACCUGCUGUCUUCCAGGACGACCUGUAAGACGGACGAGCCCGCGGAGUUCCAAAUCGACGACACCUACUCUGUACCGGGGGUCGGCACAGUAGUUUCAGGGACUACGUUACGUGGAUUGAUACGACUGAACGACAUUCUGCUGUUAGGCCCAGAUCCACUGGGUUCAUUCGACCCCAUCGCAGUCAAAUCCAUCCACCGUAAGAGGAUGCCAGUGAGGGAGGUUCGUGGGGGACAGACGGCGUCAUUUUCCCUGAAAAAGGUCAAGCGUUCGUCUAUAAGGAAAGGAAUGGUAAUGGUUUCCCCGAAGUUGAUGCCACAGGCCACCUGGGAGUUUGAGGCGGAGAUUUUGGUGUUGCACCACCCGACGACGAUAUCCCCGAGAUACCAGGCCAUGGUUCACUGUGGCAGCAUCAGGCAAACGGCCACCAUCCUGUCCAUGAACAAGUCUUGUCUGAGGACGGGGGACAAGGCCCUGGUUCACUUCCGCUUCAUUAAGACGCCAGAGUACCUGCACUGUGACCAGAAGCUGGUGUUCAGGGAGGGUCGCACCAAAGCCGUGGGCACCAUCACCAAGCUCCUCUUCUCAGUCAGCAACCAGGCGGCAAAAUCCCAGCAGUCCAGGUCACAGGUCAACAGGAAGACGGCGGCCAAUGAGGAGGUCAGGUCGACUGCACGACCGCCGAGCCCCAGCGCCGCGCAGCUGCCACUGAAGUCUGGAGGAGGGGGGCGCCGGCGAGGCGGUCAGAAACAUCGAGGGAAAGGCCUGAACGCUGUGAACAUGUCCACGGUGCCUGCAGGAGCGGCGGCGGCGGCGGUGGCCUCAUCGUAAAAUGUGCUUCAUUUCUCCUCAGCUCCAAACAGGAAGGAAACGGUGACAGCUCCACCCAGUGGUCACUACAAACAGGUUCACUGCCCGUUCAUAUUCAGCCGGUCUAAAUCUCAAAGAGCGACUUAUUUACCCACGUUAAAGAAAUGGUUGUAAAAGUUUAAUUGGCGUAUCAGCUGGUGGGCUGCUGACGAUAUUCGAGUUUCUAGUUUUAUUGCGAGAAAGGACCGUUUGAAACAUUGUAAUUUUUUUCAUUUCUCCCUACGACAAACAAGUUUUCAAAGUGUUCGUCUCGUCGUUCAGGCAGAAUCAUCAGACGUUCUUUUUUUGAUGAUGAUUUUUUUUUUCAACCCAAAUUUUUUGCACUUCACGACUGUUUUGAUAGUAGUUGAAAUUUCAUUAAGUUCAAAUCAGCUUCUUAGCGGAGAGUAAAUACAGCCUUGUUUUCACACCGCCUUAAAUAGAGACUGGGUGAAAAACUGUGAUAUUUUCAGCGAUACUCUAGUACAGUGUGUACUUUUAUUAUUUCAUUUCUCAACCGAAGCUCAUUUUUCAGUUUAGUCUUGAGUGAAGUUCCUCGUUUCUAUAUGAGCAGACACCAUAAUCGGCAGCUUCCCCGUGACAUCGUGGAUCAACUAAUCAGAACUGAGCGAGUCAUGAAAGUGUUUGUUAUUUUAUUAAUCAGUUACACACACACUAACUAAUGGAGCAGCUGUGAACUGGGUCACUGGUUCGAUGCCCCCUCCGUCUGACGUUUAAGAGGGGGGAAAAAAAGAAAAGAAAAUUGUGCAGAAAAAAAAACUAUAGGAAAUAAAAAUUGUGCCAUUUAAAUUAAGUGGUGCCAGUUUCUGCUGUAAAUCAUUUUAAAUAAAAAAUGUUUAAGUUGCA
Messenger RNA from Cynoglossus semilaevis (tongue sole), 2947 nucleotides. RefSeq names its product GTP-binding protein 1-like. The coding region runs from base 95 to 2062 and encodes 655 amino acids. Gene Ontology annotation, molecular function: GTPase activity; GTP binding; translation elongation factor activity. Lineage: Eukaryota; Metazoa; Chordata; Actinopteri; Pleuronectiformes; Cynoglossidae. The transcript has 14 exons. The record is from RefSeq and is a predicted model, not a curated record. Gene Ontology annotation, biological process: translational elongation.